This is a messenger RNA of Eptesicus fuscus (big brown bat), 3369 nucleotides long. It is a transcript of the gene GUCY2F, whose product is annotated as guanylate cyclase 2F, retinal. The record is from RefSeq and is a predicted model, not a curated record. Gene Ontology annotation, biological process: protein phosphorylation; intracellular signal transduction; cGMP biosynthetic process. NCBI's taxonomy places the organism in Eukaryota, Metazoa, Chordata, Mammalia, Chiroptera, Vespertilionidae. Gene Ontology annotation, molecular function: protein kinase activity; guanylate cyclase activity; ATP binding.
CAUCUUAUGCUCUGGUUUAAAGCUGUCAGAAGAUAGAGAGGACACUAUGACCUUAUCUUGUGGUGGUUGUGCCUCCUGGCCUUCACAUCUCUCCCUAAGCAGGUGAGCACCCCUCACAAGAUAGGUGUUGUGGGCCCUUGGGCUCGUGAUCAUUUGUUCUCAAAGGCCCUGCCUGAAGUUGCUGCUCAAUUCGCCACUGAACAGAUCAACAGAGACCCAUCAUUUGACCCGGGUUAUUCUUUUGAAUAUGUGAUUUUCAAUGAAGACUGCCAGACUUCCAGGGCCCUUUCCAGUUUCAUUUCUCACCACCAGGUGGCUUCAGGAUUCAUUGGACCUGUCAACCCCAGCUACUGUGAGGCAGCCGUGCUGCUUGAAAACAUCUGGGACAAAGGGAUUUUCUUUUGGGCUUGUGUAAAUUAUGAAUUAUAUGAAAAAAAUAAACUACCUGACCUUUUCUCAGACACUCCCUUCUUCCAUUUGGUGCUGGUAACUGUCAUGGAAUAUUUCCAGUGGGCUCAGACUGGAGUAAUUUCUUCAGAUGAAGACAUUUGGGUGCACACAGCCAACCAAAUUGCAAAUGCUCUUCGGAGCCAUUGCCUACCUGUAGGGGUCAUCCUGAACACGGGACAAGACAGUCAAAGCAUUCAGGAAGCUCUCCAGUAAAUUUGCCUGGUGGACAGAAUUCGCAUAAUCAUCAUGUGUAUGCAUUAGGCCUUGAUUGUGAGAGGGACUGAGACAUAUUCCUUGGAAUGGGCUCAUGAUCUUAAAAUGACUGAUGGAACUUAUGUCUUUGUUCCCUAUGAUGCCCUGCUCUACAAUUUACCUUAUAAGCAUACCGCCUACCAGGUCCCAAGGAGUAAUCCAAAACUCUGGGAAGCCUAUGAUGCUGUGUUGACCAUUACAGUGCAGUCCCAAAAGAAGACCUUCUUUCAAGCCUAUAAAGAGGCAGCAACUAGAGGUUAAAUUCUUGAGAAACUGGAGUCAGAUCAGGUUUCACCGUUGUUUGGAACCAUCUACAAUUCAAUUUACCUUAUCACACAAGCCAUGAAUAAUGCUGUGAAAGAAAAUGGACGGGCUAGUGCUGCCAGCCUGGUUCAGCAUUCCAGAAACAUGCAGUUCUGUUCAUUCAACCAGUUGAUAAAGACAGAUUCAAAUUGAAAUGGAAUUUCAGAAUAUGUAAUCCUGGACACCAACUGGAAAGAAUGGGAACUCCAUGGAACUUACACUGUGGGCGUGGAAACAGAACUGCUACAAUUCAUAGGGACUCCCAUUCACUUCCCUCGUGGCAGGCCUCCUAGAGCAGAUGCAAAAUGUUGGUUUGCAGAAGGGAAGAUCUACCGGGGAGGCAUGGGCCCUGCCUUUGCUGUGAUGGUCUGCCUUGCUUUGCUUAUAACCCUGCUAUCUAUUAAUGGAUUUGCUUACUUUAUAAGGUGUCAUAUAAAUAAAAUCCAGUUGAUUAAAGGACCCAAUAGAACUCUACUGACUUUGGAGGAUGUGACAAACAAUCCACAUUUUGGCAGUAAGGUAAGGAGCUUCUCUUUCUCUUGCUAUAACAUCAGAAGGGAAGUCCAAAGUGGGAGGUCCCCAAGGCUCUCCUUUUCUUCAGGGAAUCUAACUCCAGCUACCUAUGAAAACUCCAACAUAGCGAUUUAUGAGGGUGAUUGGGUGUGGCUGAAAAAGUUCCCCUCUGGAGAUGUUAAGUCCAUCAAAUCAAGUGCAAUGGUUCAGAGCCCCAUAGUUUUGGUUACUUGGUCCAUAAAAGCUGCUACAAUGAAACCUGAGAAAAAGUUGCCCACUUUGCUAUGUAUAAAGGACCUACAUCAUGAAUAUAUUAACCCUUUGUUGGGCUUCUUCUAUGAUUCGGGGAAGUUUGCCAUUAUGACAGAAAUCUGUUUCCGAAGGAGUCUAGAAGACAUACUGAUGAAUGAAGAUGUGAAACUAGACUGGAUGUUUAAAUCAUGACUCCUGCUGGAUCUCAUUAAAGGUAAAUCCUGUUUGUAUCAUCUUUAGGGCAUGAAGUACUUACACUGUGGAAAGUUUGUUCAUGGGAAGCUGAAAUCUCGGAACUAUGUGGUAGAUGGGUGUUUUGUACUAAAAGUAACAUAUUAUGGCUUUAAUGACAUCUUGGACAUGCUAACACUCUCCCAACAGAAACCUUCUGCUGAAGAAUUGUUGUGGACAGCCCCUGAACUGCUGAGAGCCCCCAAGGAAAGCAGGUUAGGUUCUUUUGCAGUAGAUGUCUAUAGCUUUGCCAUCAUCAUGCAUGAAGUGACGGUCCAGGGAACCCCAUUGUGCAUGAUGGACCUGCCUGCUCAAGACAUACUUAAGCUUCCUCCUGUGCACAGACCAGUAGCUCCUCCUGAGCAUGCCCCUCCAGAAUGUCUCCAGCUGAUGAAGAAGUCCUGGGCUGAGUCUUCAGAACACCAACCAACUUUUCAUUAAAUAUUUAAUCAGUUUAAAACUUUCAAUAAAGGUAAAAAGACUAAUACCAUUGAUUCUAUACUUUGGAUGUUGGAACAAUAUUCUAGCAACUUGGAAGAUCUGAUCCAGGAAUGGACUGAAGAGCUGGAAAUUGAAAAACAGAAAACAGAAAAGCUUCUAACACAGAUGCUACCACCAUAUGUAUCAGUUGCUGAAUCCCUCAAAAAGGGCUGCACAGUUGAACCUGAGGGUUUUGACUUGAUCACCUUGUACUUCAGUGACAUUGUGUGCUUCACCACCAUCUCAGCCAUGAGUGAUCCCAUUGAGGUGGUGGAUCUUCUCAAUGACCUGUACAUACUCUUUGAUGCCAUCAUUAGCAGUCAUGAUGUCUACAAAGUAGAGACCAUUGAUGAUGCAUACAUGGUGGUAUCAGGCCUCCCAAAGAAGAAUAGCAGUAGGCAUGCAGCUGAGAUUGCAAGCAUGUCCCUAGGUAUCCUGAGCUCCGUGAGUAUCUUCAAGAUGCGGCACAUGCCAGAAGUGCCAAUCUAGAUUCAAAGAGGCCUGCAUUCAAGGCCAGUUGUUGCUGGAGUGAUAGGCCUCACCAUGCCCAGAAACUGCUUAUUCGGAGAUACUGUGAACACAGCUUCUCGGAUGGAAUCACCAGGGUUAUUUUAUCACAUUCAUGUCAGUCAUAGCACCAAGACAAUUCUUCAAGCUCCGAGUGAGGGCUAUGAAGUGGAACUUUGAGGAAGAUAUAAUCUCAAGGCCAAGGGGACAGAAGAGACCUUCUGGCUGGUUGGAAAAAAAAAAGGUUUCAGAAAGCCCCUUUUUGUGCCCCCACCAGUGGGCAAAGUGGGUAAUCAAGUGGGACAUGGCCUGAAACUGGUAGUGAUUGCAGCCCUCCAAAGAAGAAAAGCAGAAAGGAAGCUGGUAAAAAACAAGCCAUAA